This is a messenger RNA of Fusarium falciforme, 846 nucleotides long. RefSeq lists its product as hypothetical. NCBI's taxonomy places the organism in Eukaryota, Fungi, Ascomycota, Sordariomycetes, Hypocreales, Nectriaceae. The record is from RefSeq and is a predicted model, not a curated record. The transcript has a single exon. Bases 1 to 846 code for a protein of 281 amino acids.
AUGCAGCCAACCGAAGACGUCCUAGAGGCCUUUUGCAUCUCGACCCCGCCAGUCCCAAUCAACGGUGGCAGGGGCUUAUGCUUGAGAGCGGGCGACACGAUCCUCAAGUCUUCAGACGACGAUGAAGAAUCAGAAUGGGUUGGGACCUUCUGCGAAUCCAUCACUGCGCCCGAGUCAUCCGAGUACCGGACGCCGCGGCCAAUUCGAUCUGAGCACGGCUUCGUCUACAAAGGCUGGACAGCUUGGACAUUCCUCCCAGGCAAAUGGGAGCCCAACUUCGAAGCCAUUCUCAAGGCUUGUCACUCCUUCCACGCUGAUGUUGCCAAGCUUGGUCUUGAAAAGCCGGAUUUUCUAGCGACAAGGCGGAAUCGGUGGACCGAAGCGGAUCUUGUGACGUGGGAAGAGAAGACGCUGAACGAGGUGGCCGACGUGAACGCCGAGAUCUUGUCCAUCAUCCAGCCCAUUUUGGACCAGCUUCUUCAACUGCGCAAGCCUUUGCCAUCGGAUCUAAAGAAUGAAUUGAUUCAUGGAGACAUGACGGGCAACGUUCUCUUCGACGACAAUCCGGACAUCCCUCUUGGCAUCAUCGACAUCACCUUCUACUGGCGACCUGCAGCAUAUGCAGAGGCGAUCGUCGUUGCUGAUGGUCUUGCGUGGCAUGGCCGUGGCCGAGAGCUCGUUGAAAUGCUCGGUACAGAUGAGGUGCGCAUACAGCUACUCGUGAGGGCAUUGUACUGGCGGUUCUUGACGUUCGCGAUUGACCCAGAUCUUGGCUGGGUGAGAGCCAACUUUCCGAAGACGGACUAUGGGAGGUGUGUGGAAAUUGUGCAAGGAUUCAUAAGGUGA